CCAAAGGUGGAGAUUCGUGGGUCUGCGAUAUGUUGGGUUGAUGUUUGGUCUUUGAAACCCUCCCCCUCCCACGAAACAGCUUGCACUUUUCUAUAUGAUGGUUACAUGGUUGCUCAGAAUUGACGGCGAUGAAGGAACAAGGCUAAUUUGCAGUCUGAAAAGCAGAAUGCCUCUGAGCACGUAUAGAGCGCCGUUCCUUUGCCACGGUGCGGCAUCUCGCAUGCCUCUUUCCACGAACUGAGUUCUCUUUAUCUCUUAUUGCUUAUUGGUAUAAAGGCCUGUUAAUAUGGGAUUCAAGGAAAGCACUUUUUAGCUGAUUUCAGUUUUGGGUAGGAAUAUUUGUUUGCUUAUAACCCUGGUAGAAAGAAGCCUGUGAGGACUGUGAUAUGGAAAGGUGUUUUUUUUAGUAGCAAGUGCUACUAGCAAGUGAACUGGGGGCACCAGUAUGUAAACUGGGAGUAGAAAGGUUUAGACUUGAAAUAGAUGAAAAUUUUUGUUGAGCAUGUAUAGUGUAUACUUCCCUCACUACAGAUAUUAAUUUCAGUCUUCAUUGAGAUGUCAGAAACAGAAAAUGCAGCUUCCAAAUUACUUGGUUUUUUAAUAUAUGUUCCCAUUUUUAUAUUGUUUUUACGUUCUUGACCUUAUGGCAUGUUGAUGAGGAGAAUUGCAAUGUAAAAAUAAUAGUUCUGAGCCCUGUGAAUAAUUACCAAUUAACAAAGGGAUAUUAAUUAGGGGUGGAAGUUGUGUGGUGCACCUCUCAACUUGUUAAGGUCACUAUCAUACUUCAGGAUCAAUUUCCAAACUCAAUACUGGAAGUGAAAAGAGUAUUCUGUGAAUUGCCAUAGAAUGCUAAUAUAAGGAACAUGCUUAUAGCAUAGGUUGCAGAAACAUAUUUCUCUUCCUGAAAGAAGGGUCCUGGAUUAGGACAGGGCCAAGAUACUUUGCCACUAAAGUUAAAGGAGAAGAUGAUGCCAUCUUCAAUUCAUUACCCAGGAAAUGAACCAUAUGUCCUAUCUUACUUCUGGGGAAGCAGAAAAAAAAUUGCUGCAUUAUUCAGUCACGUGAUUCAAACUUUGUAAAAGAUCAUCUUGGAACAGAAUCAUCCAGCCAACUGGAAACUAUUUAUUAAAUAAAUCAAUAGACAGAUCAGAUACACAUGUCUUGGGAAGAUACCAUGAAAGAUAAAGUUACUUUUCAGGAAAUGGUUCGUGAAGCAGAGCUGGCAGUUGACUCUGCAGAAAUCUUUUUGCCAUCAUUUAAAGAAAGUCUGGUUAGAAUUACAAAAGCUUGUUGUAUUGCUGCUUCAGAUGAAAUAACAAUUUCUAUGCAAGAGGACUUACUGGCAAAGGAGCUAGAAGCUAUCCAAAAAAUGAAAGGAUUGUUAAUCUGGCUACUAGAGUCAAGCAAGGAAAAAGAAAUUAUCAGUAAAGAGACAAAAGAUUUGGAUCAGACUUUAUCAGAAAGUGCAAUGGAUGUUGAAAGCCUCAGAAAUGAAGUGAUUCAAAAAGAGAAGCAUAUUUUAGAGCUUUCAGCUCAGCUUCAGCAAGAAAAAGCUAAUGUACAAAAAACAUACCGCCAUUCUGAGGUAAUACAAGCAGUACAAACUCAUCUACAGUCUCAGGUAGAUAAAAAAGAGGAAGAAAAUAAUCAACUAAGAGCAAAAUUUCAGACAAUGGAGAAGAAUAUUGCUGCAUGGAAGAGACAAGUUGGUGAAUAUAAGCAGCAGAUUUUGGCUGAAAAGAAAAGAAAAGUGGAAAGGAGGAACGCCCUGAAAAGAGCAGCUGUUGUUCAGAAACAAAGAGCUGAACACAUGAAAGUGGCUGUCGAAAACUUGAUUUCCGAAUUUAAGGAGAAGGAAAUCCAAUUGUCUGAGGCAUUUUCAGCUUCUAAUAUCUGGAAAAGUCAUCACAGGAUUAUAAUAGAGGAAAAAACCAAGUUAGAGGUCCAGGUUGAAACUCUAAAAAAGCAGACCACGGACCUUGUAAUGGAUCUAAACAGAAUAGAAGAUGAUGGAAGAAAGUCAACAAACCAGAUUAUCCAAAAGAUUAAUUUUGUUGCUUCUGAAAAUAAAAAGAUUUCUACAGAAAAUUCAAAACUAAAGGCAUCUCUAGCCGAUCUGGAAGAAAAUUUUAUUACUGCAGAAGCUGAACUUGAAAAUUUACAUGAACAAGUGCAUCAGCAAGAAGAACUGAUUGAAGAAUAUAAAACUGAGGUGGCAAAACUAGAAAUGGAAGCCGAGCAACUGAGAACAAGAUACGAAACGGUCAUGAACGACAGCAGAACUACAACAGAAGGCAGAGAUUUAGAAAGGGAUGUGAUGAAGAGCCAAACGGAGGCUCGCCAGAAGGAGGUAGAAUAUGCCCGUGGCUUACAGAAAGCAGCUGAAGAGAAACUGCAGAAGGAUCAGGAAAGCCUCCUCUCCUGGCAAAAGAGCUGCGUAGAAAAAUCCAAAGCCAUUAGGGAGCUGCAGGUUCAGAUAAAUCAUAGUGAUGACUUUUUGAAACAGCUUUCUUUGGAAGAGGAAAAUUACAACAUUCAGCUAAAAUAUGAAGGAGUUAAAAGAAAGCUAGAAGAAAUUGAAUUGCAAAACAAAGAACUGGAAAAUCAGUUGGUGAAUCAAGAAGAUAGCCUUCAGAAAACUGAACUGCACGUCAAACAGAAACUUGUUGAAUAUGAUGCUUUAACGAGACAGUUGGAAGCUGCUUUGGAAGAUGGAAGGAAACAGUUUACAGAGGAACUAGAAAAAAUUAAUUCUAAGGAGCGAUCUUUUCAGUUGAAAAUAUUGGAUCUAGAAAAUGAAUUAAGAGAGAAGAAAAAAGAAAAGAAAGAGCUAUCCAAAAGACUGGACAGUCAAGAGAAACAUCAUGAAUUGUCUUUAAAGGAAGUAGAACACAGUCUUCAAAGAUCAGAAAACCAAAACCAAAGUAUCCAAAACUAUGUGAAGUUUUUGAAAGCCUCAUAUAUAACAAUGUUUGGCUGAACUUCCUUGGUUGUUGUUGUUUUUUUUCACAGACUAAAGCAUAUUUUGGAAAAGAUCUGUGUCUGUGUUUAUAGCAUUGGAACUGAUUUAGGAUCUCUUCCCCUUGUAUUCCCUGAAAUUCAUAAUUUUUGUCAAUUUUUAGCAAAGUACCCAACAUCUGUUGAAAAAAUCUCUACCAAGCAUGGCUGUUCCAGAAAAUUCUUGAGGGCGAAGAGGACCAGCUAUUCCAACUCUGAUAUGGAAGUCUAAGUUGAAGAGAUGGAAGUAGCAAGAACAUUGGAAAAAAGUAAUCUCAUAAUACUGGAGUUCUUGAUUUUGAGGAAACCAAAGCUGAGUGUAACCUAACAAGUAUCCUCUUGUUGUUUUUAAAAAAGCUAACAUUAAUAAAUUCAGAAUCAUAAUU
Molecule: messenger RNA, 3383 nt
Organism: Crotalus tigris (Tiger rattlesnake)
Lineage: Eukaryota; Metazoa; Chordata; Lepidosauria; Squamata; Viperidae
Gene: ODF2L
Product: outer dense fiber of sperm tails 2 like
Exons: 17
Coding region: 1157-2980 (607 amino acids)
Biological process (GO): negative regulation of cilium assembly
Cellular component (GO): ciliary basal body; centrosome
Source: RefSeq, a predicted model, not a curated record